UCUCCAGUGCAGUCACUGCACCGCAGCUAGCUCCACAAGCAAGAUUUCUAAGGGUGAACUGACUGUGAGUUGUUUGAGAGAGAGAGAGUUGAGGAUCACCUGCUUGCCCUAGUGGCCGUCCUGGGGCUUUUCAAGCAGAUGUAGACGGGAGGCCAGCGAAAGGGAAGAUGACUGCAUCGCUAGAUUCAGCCCUCGCCAGUGUGCGACGGCUGGAGGCCCUAGCUUUGCCCGAUGAGCAGCCUAAUAUUGAAGCACCGCCAACGUCAGUAGUAUACGAUGUGUCGUUCGAUACAAACUUUGAAGAUCGCAAUGCCUUCGUUACGGGCUUGGCGAAAUUCAUGGAAGAGGCCACGGUGCAUAACCACCUCAACAAACUGCUGGAGGAAGGCGAGAUGUAUGCGUCGAUGCUCUACACAUGGCGCAGCAGCUCUAGAGCUGUUCCAUCGGUCAAGAGUAAUGAGCAGCCGAACCGGCGUGAGAUCUACGAGAAGACGGUCGAAGUCCUUCAGCCGGAGGUGGAGAAACUCAAAGGCUUCAUGAGAUUCCAGGAGCGCGCCAUUGAGACAUUCACGGCCGAAAUCAAGCAACUGGCGCACGAGAACAAACGUCGGGACUUCAUUUCGGAGACGCACUUGCUAACCCUGUCCAAGUUCAUCAACAUGUUCGCAAUACUGGAUGCUCUGAAGAACAUGAAGGCAUGUCUUAACAAUGACUUGGCCUUCUACAAGAGAGCGGAUGGAUUUCUGAAGCGAGGUGCUGCGGUCGAUGCAGCUGCCAUGCAGGAGUUCCCCGCACUGUCUCUCUUUCUAGCUACCAACAACAAGAUCACUCUUAACCUAAAGGAGAGCCUGGAAGGCAUACCGUCGUAUGAAGAGGUUCUCGCUACGAUAGUCAACUCGUGCGUGUCACACUUAGAGACCAAAAGCUAUAUGCUACCCAAGGAGAAGCAUAUGCUCUUGAAGGUCAUCGGGUUUUCUCUAUUCCUCAUGGACGGUACGGUCAGCAUAUACAAGCUCGACGCCAAGAAGAAGAUAAGCCUCAGUAAAAUUGACAAAUUCUUCAAGCAAGUUGCAGUUGUACCGCUCUUUGGCGACAUGCAAAUCGCGCUGGUCUCGUACAUCAAACAAACAAAGAACUACGAUGCGUCAAAAUGGUCGUGUGUAUCCGAGCAGGCCGAAGAGAAGGCCUUCGUGCAGCACUACAACAUCCAGUCGAAGAUCGACACCAUCCGCACGGAACAUUUGAAGUAUAUAUCUGAGCUAGCGCGGUACAACAACGAGAUUACGACCAGUGGCUCAACAACGUGGACCGACAAGCAGGUGCAAGAGCUCUCCGAUCUAUCUCUCCGCGGCCUUCACCUCAUCUCUGGAUGGUCAACACAGAUUGUUGAACUGUAUGCAUGGAAGUUGCUCCACCCCACCGACAAGUACGCUAAUCGAGAGUGCCCAGAUGAUGCAGAGGAGUACGAGAGAGCCACGCGCUAUAACUACACAUCAAAUGAGAAGUUUGCCCUGGUCGAGGUCAUUGCCAUGAUCAAGGGCCUGACCGUGCUGCUGACGCGCAUGGAGGUGACGUUCAUCGAAGCCAUCAACCGCUACGUGCACAUGGUCCUCCAGGUCUUCGUGCAAGUCACACUGCGCGACGCCAUCCGCUACGCCAUCAAGAAGAAGAAGCAGCAGCUGAAGAUUGUGCUGUUUGCUAUCCGUGACACAUGUGUGGACUGGGCGAAUGGCAAGGAGCCAGCUGACGACCCAGCCCUGCGCGGUGAGAAGGAUCCCAAGGGUGGCUUCCACAUUGAUGUGUCACGGAGAAGUGUUGCGCCAUCCACGACACAGCUGUACAUGUGUAGAACGAUGGUGGAGUCCAUCAUCUCCGAUCAAGCGGGCAAGAAGUCGCUGCGAUCGGACCUGGACCAAAGGCACAUACCCGACUUGGAGGAAUUUCUCAAGGUCACCUAUUUCUUCCCUUACAUGAUCAACUUCAAUCGCUCACUGAUGGAGGCAUCUGACUUGUCUCAACUCUGGUAUAGAGAGUUCUUCCUGGAGUUGACCAUGGGCAAACGAAUCCAGUUCCCUAUUGAUAUGUCCCUUCCAUGGAUCCUCACUGAUCAUAUCCUGGAGACCAAGGAGCCAUCGAUGAUGGAGUAUCUGCUGUAUCCGCUAGAUCUGUACAGUGAUGCAGGUCACUACGCGCUGCAUUUCUUCAAGAAACAGUACCUGUACGACGAGGUGGAGGCCGAAGUCAAUCUCGUUUUCGAUCAGUUCAUCUACAAGAUCAGUGAGCAGAUCUUCAUCUAUUUCAAGAGCUUGGCCUGCAGCAUCCUGCUAGACAAGAAGUUCCGCAUUGAAUGUCAAGACAGCCAGCGCAUACCAUUCCCGCAGGCUAAUCGCUACCAGACCAUUCUCAAGCAGCGUCAUGUUCAGAUUCUUGGCAGAAGCAUUGACUUGAACCGUCUCAUAUCGCAGCGUUUGACCAACCACAUGCUGAAGGCUCUGGACAUGGCGAUAUCCAGGUUUGAGAGCUCAGACCUGACCAACAUCAUGGAGCUGGAGCUUCUCCUGGAGACGAACGCGCUGACGCAUCAAAUGCUUCUGGGCUACGUGACGAUGGAUCCGUUUGACUCUCUGCUGCGCGAGGCCAACCAGAGCGUGAACCUACCGCACGGGCGCAUCACGCUGCACUGCUUCUGGGAGAUCAACACCGACUUCAUGCCGGGCUGGGUCUACAACUCCACUACUAACCGCUUUGUCCGAACUAAGCUCCCACUCACAGAACCCGCCACUCGGGAAUCGCCUCCGAAAGGACCUAUGUCGUUCUUCUACGGCACCAGGGCACUGAACUCAGCCUACAGUACAAUCAACAGCCUGCAUUCGGGUUUCCUGGGUCAUGGCCACUUCUCAGCUAUGUCCAGACUGCUGGGCUACCAGGGUAUUGCCAUGAUUAUUGAGGAGCUGUUGAAGCAGACCAACCUCUGUAUUCAGAACACUCUGCAGCCAUAUGUCAGUGCUCUUAUGGAGGGCAUGCCACGCCGAUGCCAGCAGCCACUAUCUGACUACGGAGCAUCAGGUGUGCUUGGUUUCUACUAUGCCCAGCUUGAGUCGAUCAUCCAGUACCGUUCCCUCCGAACAGAGGUCUUCCAGUCCUUCAAGGAGAUUGGCAACGCCAUUCUCUUCUGCCUGAUUGUGGAGCAGUGCCUGUCUCAGGAAGAAGUGCUUGACUUGCUGCAGGCAGCUCCGUUCCAGGGUGUACUGCCCAGGCCCUAUGUCAAAGAUGGCAUGACACAGGAGCAGGCCAUUCAGGACCUACAAGAGCAGUACUCGGCUCUGCAGCUGGUACCGACUAUCUCACAGCUCGGAACACCAAUGCAAGCCAACACGGCACGGGACUGUGAUCUGCUGACCAAGGAGCGCCUCUGUAGAGGGCUGUCCAUGUUUGAAGUUGUGCUGAAGAAGAUUCGAGGAUUCCUGGUCGGCGACGACAAGGGACCGUCGGAGCAUGCCCAGCUCUGGCUCGGACCUCACCCGGCCAACGGAGUGAUGCAUGUCGUGGAGUGCUUGGAGUUCCAUCGCCUCUGGAGUGCCAUUCAGUUUGUCAUGUGCUUGCCGCUCGGACCCAACGAGGUGUCACCCGAGGAAGCAUUCGGUGAUGGUCUGCAAUGGGCUGGCAUGGCUUUCAUCUGGCUGCUGGGUCAGGAGCGUCGCUUCGAGGCACUGGACUUCUCCUAUCACAUCCUGAAGGUGUACGUACCAGGCUCCAGUGAGACGGCGAACCAGUCUGGAGUGAAUGUGCGACGAAUGGCUGACCGGAUACGUGCCACACAGAAGAUGAACCAUCACAUCCAAGCGAUCAUCCGAAAGCACAUGGUGUCGCCCAACGACACCACCGAGGACGUCCGCUAUUUUCCCCCACCCAUUUACCAAAGCGCCACAUCGGCCGUCUAAGUCCUCAGGCGCAUCCUAACGUAGCACUGGCGAGACAUUGUCCCGAGAGAUGAUGGCCGCACAGGUACUGAUAUUUCUUCCCGAUUUGAGACGACAAACAUACAGCACUGAUUAGAUUGUUUUUGCAGUACUUCAGCAGGUUUCGGCUAGCUUCUUUCGGUCAAUUGCUAAUUAUUGAAUGCUGUGACGUGUUCAGUAGCCUAGGAGCAGUGCCGCGUCUCCUGGCUCGUAUGUAUUUGGCCAGCUGAGAGCUGUGUACUUCGAAGUAGCUAAUAAUAAUAAUUUUUGGUGCCUGCUCGGUGCUCUCUUCCUCCAUUGAUGUUUCAGCACGGCACGUUGUAACUAUUACUGAGCACCAGGUUACUACUGUACACUGACACACGCCGAUUACACCCCCGUCUAUGUAUGUUUGCUUGCUCUUCUGUUUGAAUAUGCCGGUUUAGCCACCAGUGACCCCAUGUGUUACUCAAUCAUAAUCCAUGAUAGCCCCCAGGCUGCCCCCGAUUUGCCGUGCUUGCCUGCGUGCCCAUGCCGUAAUGCCAACCUUUUUGGCCCGGUGCGGUUGUAUAAUGUUCCCGUUUUUUAGUAGGUAACUCCCAGAGCUGUUAGUCAGUUAAUUCGAUCGCCGCACACACGGCGGCUGCUUUUAUUAUACUUUGCUUUUUUCUGCCCUUGUUCACACGUUUCCAGUAUUGUUUUCUUAGAGGAUCUUACAACGCGGGCUCUACUGCUUCGCUGCUGCUUGGUACCAACCGCAUUACUAUGAUGACACUCUUCUAUGCCGCAACCUGUUUGCCAUCAUGUGUUUACCUGUACAAAGAAUCAUGAAAAUAGCGCUCGCCCAUGA
This is a messenger RNA of Sycon ciliatum, 4788 nucleotides long. RefSeq names its product cytoplasmic FMR1-interacting protein 2-like. The transcript is spliced from 25 exons. Gene Ontology annotation, biological process: cell morphogenesis; regulation of translation; regulation of actin filament polymerization. Lineage: Eukaryota; Metazoa; Porifera; Calcarea; Leucosolenida; Sycettidae. The coding region runs from base 168 to 3941 and encodes 1257 amino acids. The record is from RefSeq and is a predicted model, not a curated record. Gene Ontology annotation, molecular function: small GTPase binding; RNA 7-methylguanosine cap binding. Gene Ontology annotation, cellular component: SCAR complex.